This is a messenger RNA of Halichondria panicea, 613 nucleotides long. RefSeq names its product protein LTO1 homolog. Lineage: Eukaryota; Metazoa; Porifera; Demospongiae; Suberitida; Halichondriidae. The record is from RefSeq and is a predicted model, not a curated record. The coding region runs from base 141 to 515 and encodes 124 amino acids. The transcript is spliced from 4 exons.
AUAGAAAUGACGAUCCUUGCCAAAUAUUGUUAUUGUUGGACUGAACAUGGAGGAAGUUAAAGCUGAUACUGAAGAUCCUUUUGAGGCAGUGUUUCUUGCAGAAGACAGAAUAAUGUGUAACUGUUCGCCCAUCCCCGUGUAUGUCCCGGUGGAUCAGACUCUACAAGGAGGGAUAUGCUGAGGGAUUAGCAGUGGGAAAGGAGCAAGGUCGUAACGAUGGUUUCAGUACUGGCCGCAGCACAGGGAGAGAGCUAGGGGAAGAGCUGGGAUACUACUUGGGAUUUACAGAAACCAUUCUGAGCACUGUGGUGAAGGAAGAAAAGAACGAGCGAAAGUUGAGGUUACUGAAUUCUCUACUGGAGUUGGUGAAGGACUUCCAUCAUUUAAACACUUCCUCGGCAGAUUAUCAGCUGAAUCUCACUCGGGUCCGAGCCAAGUUCAGUCAGGUGCUGUCUCUGCUGCAAGUCAGUCAAUCACUACAUCCACACAGACAAAGCUCUUCUCUGAAUUUUUAGUCACUGGACAUUGAGCUAGCUAACUGUUUACAUGUUUACUCAUUGUUUGUUCAUUUGCAUUUAUACUCAACAUAAAUUUCAUACUGUUUUAAAAAGUC